Messenger RNA from Monopterus albus (swamp eel), 1249 nucleotides. RefSeq names its product NFAT activating protein with ITAM motif 1 (gene nfam1). The transcript has 7 exons. Gene Ontology annotation, molecular function: transmembrane signaling receptor activity. Lineage: Eukaryota; Metazoa; Chordata; Actinopteri; Synbranchiformes; Synbranchidae. Gene Ontology annotation, biological process: positive regulation of cytokine production; positive regulation of B cell receptor signaling pathway; B cell receptor signaling pathway. The coding region runs from base 207 to 950 and encodes 247 amino acids. The record is from RefSeq and is a predicted model, not a curated record. Gene Ontology annotation, cellular component: membrane raft.
CUCUGCAGGACGAAGAGAGGAGGUUCGAGUUCUGUGUCUCCAAUGGGUCUUCAGAAAAACGGAUAUCUUACAUUUUGGGGAAGUGGCUUUACCAAAAACAGGAAACCCAGCACUGCAGUUUAUGUACCAGUAUAAACUGAGAAGCACCAAGUAGAUACGCAGGAAAAAAAACACCAAAGAAGACGACUACAAGCACCCACCAAAUCAUGUUGACUUGGAUAUUUGCAUUUUUCAUCCCUUGUGUAUGCACAGGAAUGGGAACACCAAAAUUAUCCCUGGAAAACACCGUCUUUGUGGCCUUCAGAGGCGAAAAUCUCACUAUUAAAGGUGACUUGACCAAACCAGCAAACCAAAGUGGAGACAAGCUGACAUGCACUGAUCCUUUCAACAAAAAGAUAUAUAGUCGUACAUUUGAUUUGCCUGCUGCCAAGGCAAAAAAAUAUAACCUGACUUUGGUGAUAAAAAACCUGAACAGUUCAGGUGAAUAUUAUUGUAACUAUAAAGAAGACAAAGUGUACUGGUUUCUUCGAAUAAGAGAUAAAGGCUACAGGGAUAUGGAGAAAAUUUCGGAUAAAGCAAAAUUCAUCACAGUGGCUGUCUUCACUGGUAUACUGCUUCUUUUCAGUGUGGUCGGGUCAGUGUAUGUCUUCAGAGGACAUUGGCUGAUCACCAAAUGUGGUGAAACUGGCAAGAAAAGAAAGCAGAACAAUGAAGAAAGGGAAGAGAGAGCAGUGGAGGAAGAUGUAAAAACAGUUCCAUCUCCAUCUAUCUAUGCUAGCCUAGAGCCUCGGCCUGCAUCCAUUUAUGAUGUGCUGGAUCACUCAGCUGCCAACAUAGAGCCAGACCAAGAGCAAGCUAAACCUGAGAAAAAGGAACCACAUAAAACAAAGGUGCAAACCGCACAACACCAGGAUGAAGGCAUGUUGGAGUCUGUCUAUGAGAACUUUUGAACCAUAAAUAAACUCAGCUGAAUAUGAUACUUAUAUUAGUAGGUGAGGUGGUCCAAGUUUGCUUUGCUGUGCCAUUGCCACCUGUUACAAGCAACAGGAAAGGUAUUUAGGUUCUUUAAAAAUCAUAUGAAAGCAGCAUUUUAAUUUUGUUGUUUGUUGUUGCAGUGGAAUAAAUUCUACUGUUGUGAGGUUGCAUUAUGAAUAUGAGUAAUAUGACUUUUUACUUUGCAACUAUAGCAGUCAAAUAAAUGUACUGGAGAAAAUGUGUACUGAAAUAAAAAAAAUAAAAAAACGCUGUA